GAGAGAGAGAGAGAGAGAGAGAGAGAGAGAGAGAGAGAGAGAGCUCACUAGAGUAGUGUAUUAAUUGGAAGACUGAGAUGAAGAGUUGUGACAAAUGGUACCCUGCUAUUGCAAUGAUAGGCAUUGACUUCGCCUUUGCCGUUGUGAAUAUACUUCUGAAGAAAGUGGUUGAUGAUGGAAUGAACCAUUUGGUAUUCAUCACUUACCGGCAGUUCGUUUCUACUAUGUUUUUAGCCCCAGUUGGCUUCUUUUUGGAAAGGAAUAGCAGACCCAAGCUUACGCUAGGCCUCCUAUGCUACUUGUUCUUGAGUGCGAUUGUCGGGGCAUCUCUCACGCAGUACCUCUUCCUUCUUGGUAUCCAAUACACAUCUGCUACUUUCUCCUGUGCCUUUCUCAACAUGGUGCCAGUGGUCACCUUUAUAAUGGCCUUACCCUUGGGGUUAGAGACAGUGAACACAAAAAGCAGCGGUGGAAGAGCAAAAGUGCUUGGUACAGUAGUAUGCCUUGGAGGUGCUAUCUUGAUGACCUUUUACAGAGGAAUGCCUUUAUUUAGCUCUUCACAGCCACAAGGUGCAAUUCAAACUGUUGAUCAAGCCCUCAUAUUUAGCUUAGCUAAAAGGAAAGAGAGAUGGACUAUUGGUUCAAUAGCUUUGAUCGCCGGAACACUGUUGUGGUCUUCAUGGUUCCUUCUUCAAUCAAAUAUUGCUAGGAGUUAUCCAUGCCAAUGCUCCAGCACUGCUAUCAUGGCCUUUUUUGGCGCCAUUCAAUCAGCUAUCUUAAGUUUCUGCAUAGACAGAAACCUUGCCCUGUGGGUUUUGAAGGGAAAAACAGAGAUCUUGAGUCUUCUGUAUGCUGGAAUGGUAGGAUCAGGGUUGUGUAUUGUGGGGAUGGCGUGGUGUGUCAAGAAACAGGGUCCCGUCUUCACAGCAGCAUUCAGCCCCCUGGUUCAGAUAAUGGCAGCCAUGUUCGAAGUCCCCAUCCUACAUGAAGAAAUCCAUCUUGGGAGCUUAUUAGGAUCUAUCGUUGUAAUAGUUGGGUUAUACGCCCUGCUGUGGGGGAAGAACAAAGAAAUGCCAAAGUGUGAGCCAAAUGUAGCCCAUCAAACUGAGGAGAUUAAGGACCAAGAGCCACAGUUUCAAGUCGUUGAAAUCAGUUGUGAUUCUAGGCCUCCGUGAUGUCAACUUGUUCAGUACUGCUUUCCUACUCGCAAACAAUUCACUGUUUCUGUUGGACAGUACAAUAUGUUAGUUACUUUCCAGACUAUUAUUACUUCUGCGAAACUUUCCGAUGAUCCACGC
This is a messenger RNA of Ilex paraguariensis (yerba mate), 1298 nucleotides long. The record is from the annotation of a GenBank genome assembly. Lineage: Eukaryota; Viridiplantae; Streptophyta; Magnoliopsida; Aquifoliales; Aquifoliaceae.